AAGAAGUCUGUGCACUGCCACUUGCACUCCAGUGAAUGCACCCAGCGCUCAGACAAUGCUGUGACGAUCAGAGCUCGGCUAGGGAGGAAUUACAGGCAAUUCACAGGACCGUUACUUCUGCUGCAGUGUCACUUGGGGACAGGGGUUUUGUCUUCAUUAUUGAAAAUGCCACGAUCCUUCCUGGUCAAAAAACACUUCAACUUCUCUAAAAAGCCAAAUUAUGGGGAAUUAGAUAAUCCUACAGUGAUUAUUUCUCCUUUCCCUUAUGAAAGAUACCCAGUGUCUGUAAUUUCACAUCCAGAAAUACUCACCUCAGUUGCCUACAGCCCGAUUAGAGUUUGGACUGGGCUUCUGUCUUCACCUUUACCCAGUGAUUUGUCACCUCUGUCACUCUACCAGCCAUCAUUAGGAAGAGAAAGUCCCCCUCCACAAUCAGAAACCUCAUCCAAAGACCACAGCGGCUCAGAAAGUCCAAUCAGUGAUGAAGAAGAGAGAAUCCAGUCUAAACUUUCUGACCCACAUGCAAUAGAAGCUGAAAAGUUCCAGUGUAAUUUAUGCAAUAAGACCUAUUCUACUUUUUCUGGGCUGGCAAAACACAAGCAACUGCACUGCGAUGCCCAAUCUAGGAAAUCUUUUAGCUGCAAAUACUGUGAAAAGGAAUAUGUCAGCCUGGGAGCACUGAAAAUGCACAUUAGGACGCAUACUUUACCUUGUGUCUGCAAAAUCUGUGGGAAGGCUUUUUCCAGACCCUGGCUGUUGCAAGGACACAUCAGAACACACACUGGAGAAAAGCCUUUUUCAUGCCCACAUUGCAACAGAGCAUUUGCAGACAGGUCUAAUUUAAGGGCUCACCUGCAAACCCAUUCUGAUGUGAAAAAAUACCAGUGCAAAAACUGUUCGAAAACCUUCUCCAGAAUGUCUCUCCUUCAUAAGCAUGAGGAAUCUGGGUGCUGUGUAACACACUGAGAGUCAACAGUGAACAGAUUUUUCCAGGAGUCAAUCAAAUGUACUUUGGGUUCUUCUUCCAAUACACAACUCAAAAAGGAUUUGUAACUUCUUAAAAGAAAGAAGAUGUGCAGAAUCAAUGUUUAAGUUAACUGAAUAAUGUGAAUGUUACAUUUUCACCAAAUAUUUCUAAAAAAAAUAUGGACAUCAGAAAGAAGACAUUUUAUUAAAAAAAUAAAAAUACAUAAAGAAGCAGAGAACAUUACAAGAAAAAUUGUAAACAAAAAACAAAACAAAAAAUAACUCAGGUGUCAUCAUAGCAGAUACGUCAAUUCAAUAUGUUGAAUAUCUUAUGCAAUAUUAGACAUUCCAUAUGCCUUAAAAAAUGUAGUUAGAUUUUUUUAAUUUGUUUUCUCUGGGAACAUGUGCAAGUAAGGCUUUUCAGGGAGAACUAUCUGUAAAUAUUUACAAAAUGCACAAAGAAAAUGUAACACAUUUUCAACCUUCUCCUUAUACUUUAAUGUGCCUUUUUAAAAUAAUUUUGUAAGUAAUGUAAAUAUAUUGUAUAUAUUUAUAUUUUUAUAUGUUUAAAUGUAUGGUGUGAAUGAGGCCACAGUUAGUGGUUUUCUGGUAAGCUUGAAAAAAGAGUGAAUGUUUUUUUAAGACAUUUUUUUAAUAAACAUUUAAAAAAUCUA
Messenger RNA from Bombina bombina (fire-bellied toad), 1640 nucleotides. It is a transcript of the gene SNAI2, whose product is annotated as snail family transcriptional repressor 2. Gene Ontology annotation, biological process: regulation of DNA-templated transcription. The transcript is spliced from 3 exons. Gene Ontology annotation, molecular function: DNA-binding transcription factor activity, RNA polymerase II-specific; RNA polymerase II cis-regulatory region sequence-specific DNA binding. Lineage: Eukaryota; Metazoa; Chordata; Amphibia; Anura; Bombinatoridae. The coding region runs from base 166 to 966 and encodes 266 amino acids. The record is from RefSeq and is a predicted model, not a curated record.